CAGGAGGAUAUGCAAUGCGCUGCGAACGACGGCCACAUACAAGCAGGCACACAGCGUCGCACACACGCCACCCCAGCAGCAGCUUGAAGGCGGCGUGCGUGCGUGCGUCAGGCACCAUGACUCCAUACGUAGAUACCGCCCAUCCCCAGGUGGCCAGCCAGUGCAGAUCGCCCAGUCACACACAAACACGCCCUUAUAACAACCACGCACGGAGUGCUGGGGGUGCAUGAGAGCGCACCGCCGCCCUCUCCAGGGCGGAGAGGGGCGGCAGGUGGCCGACCCGCAGACACCCCCAGUGCACGCCCAUACACAUAUCACCGCCGGGAUAAGUAGGAGCGCGGCAAGACACACACACAGACCACGCCCACAUCCACACGCACACCCCUACACACGCGCACACCACCCAGACACACACACACACACACACGCAGGAAUACCAAUACCUCACCCGCAUACCCACGCCCAUAGCCACACUCACACGCAGACACACACGCACACGCAUAGGCAUAUGGAAGGCACAGUGUGGGAAGGAAAAGACCUAAUGGGGUGAAUAGGGGCCCCUCCCCCAGACCUCGUCUCUGGGGAAGGGGCGGAUGAAUGGUGCGGCGGCCUCACUCUUGCCGCGCACCGUAAGAGCACACUCCCGCCUGACUGCACACGACAAGAGAACCCACCAUCGGGCCACGACACGGCCCGUCGAGAAAUCCCUGUCAUCCCUGUAGUGAGCUUCCUUCACUGCCUUGCCUAGCUUGUGCAAAAAGGUCUCCAUAGUCGAAGACCACCGUCCAUACGACUCGAAGGCCAGAGGCAGAAACGUGUACCCUCCCCGUGCACAUGCGACGGCGUAUUGGUCCCUCUUGCGCUUCUCGGCCACGCGAAGGGCCGAGCCGGGCCGCUGGUUGGUGAGGUUCCUGGGGUCGCCUGGGCGGUCGGCGUGGGUGGGGUGAGUGCCAGUGACGUCAGCCAUGAGCUUCGAGCCGUCAUGCUGAGUGAGCACCAGGUCCAUCCGCUGUUUGUCGGUCGUUUGCGGGAGUGGGCACUGGUGGUCACGCAGAAGCUGCUCGGUCUUCACGCUGGGGCAUCGGGCCUCCUUGCAGAUGCGAUAGACGGUCGCUUGGACGGUGUUGUGUCGGCUGGUGAGGUAGCCGCGAUUGGGGCACUUGAGCAUGUGGUCGCCGAGGGGGUCGCAGGGCUUCGUGCACGCCCCACACGUCGUCGGUCCCUUCACCAGGCCGAGCUGGAACUGCACGUUCCACACGAAGGCGUCGGGGGAGAUGGUCGUCUCAGGGCGGGACGGGAUAGCUUGCAGCCAGCCCGACGCCCCGGGCCCCUUGCAGCUCUGCAGCCGGGCGCCGUCGGUCGUCGGAUGGCCGGCGGCAUCACGCAUGGCGUCCAGGGCUGCCUGCAGGGAGGCGGACUCCUGCUGGUGGAUGCGCUGGGUCAGCUUGGACUGCAGGCCGCCGACGGGGCGAAGCAUGAGGCUGCGGACGUCAGGCAGGGGUCGGAUUGGGGGGAUGGGGGGUAGUGGGUGAGGAGGUGGUCAUACGCGGCCUGGAUCGCUUGCACCCACGGCUGCGCCUCGAGUCCGGCGCGUCCAUGCACCGGCAUGGUGCGCCGCGGAAGCACCGCCCGGAGCACAUCGGCCAACACCACCGCCCCUGCGCCGAAGUACGCUGCUGGUGCGAUGCGGUGGGCAUCGGUGAGGCCGAACCCCCCCUCAGUCAGCGGCAGCUUGAGCUGACGGACGGUCUUGGUCUGGAUGUCGCCGAGGGAGAAGAGGGUGCAGGCGGCCUGAAUGAGGGCGCGGGAGUGCUUGCCAGCCGCCUCAGCGAGGGGGCGGGUGAAGGGGAGGGAGGUGCGGAGGUGGUAGUGGAACUUCGGCGCGGCGCAGAAGCGGAGGAGCUUCUCGGCGCUCUGCGGGUCUUCCAGCUGAGGCAGAUUGUCGAUAAGGUGCUGGGUCUUCUUGAGCACCUUGGCGAAGUGCCGUUCCAUAAACUCCGACGUGCCGAACGGGCAGCCCAGCACCAGCAGCCCCUCGUCGCGCACGCACACACCGCUGGGCAUGUUUGCCGGCCGGUCCAUGCCCUUGGUGAAGUGCUCGCCCCACACCUCGCACUUCUCCCGCACGAGGUUCUGCCGCACGAUCGCCAGCUCGUUCUCGGCCACGUCGAAGUCGUGCGCCACCUUGUCCUGCGUCGUGCCGAUGUAGAUGUUGUCCGCGAAGGCGACCACCAGCCGGUCAGGCAGCGCCGUCCUGAUCUUCUCCAGCACCCCAUGCAGCCCACACGCAUACCACGCCGGCCCCCCACAGUCGCCCUGUUGCACUCGUUCCUGGCUCGACACUUUGCAUGUGUAGCCCCUCUCGUGGUGAAACCACAGCUCUGCUGGCUCGCCGUACCACUGCAGGAAGUACUGCGUCAGGACGGGGAAGAGGCGAUCGACACCCUCGAGGAUGGCCUGGCGGCUCAUCGUGUUCAAGGCGUUCUUGGCAUUCAGGCUGAGGAGGACGCGUCGCUCGUCGGGCUCGCCGGCCGACAGGAACGUGCGAACAGCCGCGAUGAGUUUCUCGGAGCCGGACGCCACCCCCACUGCGUACUGGCAAGGGGCCAGCGCGGCUUCCAGCUUCGGGGAUUUCUGCUGCACUAUCGCCCGCGUGACCCAGCGACGGAUCGUCUCGCCCAUCGCAAUCGGCCGGACGCCUCCUGUCGCGACCCCGUCGUCGUCGGUCUUCUCGAACGCACUCAAGCGGGCCGCCGAGAGGAAGGGGCGGAGGGAGGGGGGCACGCGAGAGUGGACGAGGAGCCAGACGAAGUUGGGGAGGGGCACCUUGCAACCUUGCAU
This is a messenger RNA of Vitrella brassicaformis, 2841 nucleotides long. Lineage: Eukaryota; Vitrellaceae. The record is from the annotation of a GenBank genome assembly.